CCUGGAAUAGCAGACAAAUUCGAUAACCGUGUCAACUGUAUACUUCGAGUUGUGUGUUUUUCUGGAUUGAGGAUACAAACUUGGGGCUUGAAAGACCGCGUUAUUGAACUGUUAAUAAAUAUCUAGUGUGCAGUCGGUGUCGUCCAGGUCACAAAGAACGGCUGUUACAUUAAAGUUAUCGAAUUUCCGCAAAUAAAGUUAUCGAAAUUUGCAUAUAACGUUUGAUAUUGCAUAAAUAAAGUAAUCGUCGAAUGCCGGCAGGAGUUCGGUAUAACGUCAAAUUGGAAGAAAUCAUCCUACUGUUGAACAUUUGAACUUUUGUUGCUUGUUCGAUGAGCACUGUAAUUGUACAUUAUGGAUGCACAAUCUGUUUCGAAAUCAAAUUUAGAAGAGUUACGUGCUCGUCUGAAGGAAUUAUAUCAAGAUGCUGAGAGACUUAUGUCAGACUACAAAAAUCGAGAUUUGUUGAAAUUGAAAAGUGCUGACAUUGACAAACGGUUCACCGAGUAUUCAAAUGCUCAUGAAAUUCAUGUGAGUACUUUACGUUCUGAAGAAGAUCGAAGAAAUGUCAGUGAAUUUUUCCAGUGUGAACUGCGCGAGUUUCAAGAAUUUAAUGUGCACUUACGUGAUUGGUUCAAAAAGAGUGACGCUGAUGGUCAUAAAUCAUCGACACAUAGCCCUAAAGCACGUUCUAUAAUUUCUGGGAAAAGUUCCCGUCGUUCGUGUGCCAGUUCAAGUUCGAGUACUAAACGUACAGAAGCCAUUUCCAUCAGAGAACUUGCUCAUGCUAGUAUUUGGCAGCAAGUAGAAAAAGAUGCCGCAAAAAAGCGAGAAAUUGAUGCGAAAAUGGCAGCAGAGAAAAUGAAAUUAGAUGCCCAAAUUGAAGCUGAAAGGCUGGAACGUGAGGCUACAAAAAAUGCUAAAAGGUUGGAACGCGAAGCUAUGGAAAAUGCUAGAAAGCAAGAGCAGGAAGCCCGAAUGAAGGCUGAAAAGCUUAAACGUGACGCUGAAAUAAGAGCUAGACAAAUCGAAGAGGAUGCUCAAAGUGGAACAAAGCGUUUGGAAUUGCAGCAUGCAUAUGAAUCAGCCUGUAUAGCAGCCGAUGUAUGGGAAAAUGCUUCUCAGGGAGGCGAAGGUAUGUCAUUAUAUGAAAAUAUAUCUCGUUCACAUUCACCUAAUAAAAUCCAAGAGUCGAAUGAAAUAGUGGUUCCGGUAUCUAAGCCUCCUGAUGUGAGACCUAAACUGCCAGCAUCAGAUUUGUUGUCACAAUCUCGAGUCACAGUGGAAAAUCCUGCACUAAAUGUUAGAAGACCAGUUUCUACUGUUAAUAUGCGAGAUGCCAUGAGCCCAUGA
Styela clava is the source of this 1353-nucleotide messenger RNA. NCBI's taxonomy places the organism in Eukaryota, Metazoa, Chordata, Ascidiacea, Stolidobranchia, Styelidae. The record is from RefSeq and is a predicted model, not a curated record.